Molecule: messenger RNA, 1076 nt
Organism: Notolabrus celidotus (New Zealand spotty)
Lineage: Eukaryota; Metazoa; Chordata; Actinopteri; Labriformes; Labridae
Gene: ndufs7
Product: NADH:ubiquinone oxidoreductase core subunit S7
Exons: 8
Coding region: 84-743 (219 amino acids)
Biological process (GO): aerobic respiration; electron transport coupled proton transport; mitochondrial respiratory chain complex I assembly
Molecular function (GO): quinone binding; NADH dehydrogenase (ubiquinone) activity; 4 iron, 4 sulfur cluster binding
Source: RefSeq, a predicted model, not a curated record
UAAAUGGUCACAGCAGCAGCGCCAUCUAGAGCGCGCGCUCAUAACGACACCGGAAGUAGUCUGACGUAACUGAAAUCCUAAAGAUGGCGGCGUUAGCUGCGCCCCGCCUGGCCCUGUUCGGCUGCUUCUCAUCAAGGCCCCUCUCAGUGUUUGCUGUUCAUCAGAAGAGUCUGCACAGCUUUGCAAAAAGCGAGAAUACAACAACAAGCUUGGUUCCAGUCAGAGAGAAGAGCACGGCCGUGGCAGCAGCCAAACCAGCAGCUGUAGCCAGCAGCAAAGGAGAGUAUGUGAUCACUAAGCUGGACGACCUGGUGAACUGGGCCCGCAGGAGCUCUCUGUGGCCGAUGACCUUCGGCUUGGCGUGCUGCGCCGUGGAGAUGAUGCACAUGGCGGCCCCUCGGUACGACAUGGACCGUUUCGGAGUGGUGUUCAGAGCAAGUCCCCGACAGUCUGACGUCAUGAUCGUGGCAGGAACGCUGACCAAUAAGAUGGCUCCGGCUCUGCGUAAGGUGUACGACCAGAUGCCUGAGCCCAGAUACGUCAUUUCUAUGGGAAGUUGUGCUAACGGAGGAGGAUACUACCACUACUCCUACGCUGUCGUCAGAGGCUGCGACCGAAUCAUACCAGUGGAUAUUUAUGUUCCAGGGUGUCCCCCCACCGCAGAGGCCCUCCUGUACGGGACUCUACAGCUGCAGAGGAAGAUCAAGCGUGAGAAGAAGAUGAGGAUCUGGUAUCGGAAGUAAUGUGUUAUAUAUGUGAGUGUGUCUGAUUAUGUAAAUCUUGUAUCUCGGGUUUCAUUUGGAGCGCGGCUCCUCUUCAGUGUAGAGCUUCAGGAACCAGCUUCAAUAAACUCACUGUUGUUAUGUACGCACAGAGCAAUGCUGCUUCUCUCCACCUCACUCAGCCGUCGCUCAGUUCAUCCCCUCCUGCUUUCAUAGUUUAAAAGUCUGGAGACAGAAAUAGCCUCAUGCAGGUUUCCCUCCUUGUUAAACUGAAUACUUUGUGCCGGCAGGAGAAGAGUGUAAUCCUGUAUGAUCUUAAAUAUUAUUUUGAAUAAACUGGGCUCAUGAUAAGAA